Molecule: messenger RNA, 1134 nt
Organism: Loxodonta africana (African savanna elephant)
Lineage: Eukaryota; Metazoa; Chordata; Mammalia; Proboscidea; Elephantidae
Gene: LEP
Product: leptin
Exons: 2
Coding region: 597-1100 (167 amino acids)
Biological process (GO): energy reserve metabolic process; activation of protein kinase C activity; positive regulation of phosphatidylinositol 3-kinase/protein kinase B signal transduction
Cellular component (GO): extracellular region
Molecular function (GO): peptide hormone receptor binding; hormone activity
Source: RefSeq, a predicted model, not a curated record
CAUGGACCUAUUGGCAGCUGCAGUGAGAGAGGAAUGGAGAAGCCAAGAAACAUAAUCUUUAACAAUAGGGUAAUAAUUGGGUAACUUUCACACCUUUUAAAGCUCUCUCACGUGCAUUAUCUAAUUUGGUCCUCAUAAAUCUGGAAGAUGGGUAUAUUACAGGGGAUGAGGUGGAGUGGUUAGUUGUUACAUCAUACACUUAAAACCACACAGCUAAAAAAUGACUGGAUUCAGACCAGACCUUAAAAGCCUCUUCUCUUUACCUUGAGCCAUGCAAUCAAGUCCACAUCGUCACCACAGCUUCCACCUGAUCGCGCCCUGGCUUACUGCUCUGUAGUCUACAGGAUACUGCCUGUGGUUUUAUUGAUCAGGCCUUGCCUCUUUCCAAGAGGAAGCAUUUCAUUGACAUAUUUCUAGAUAAUGAAUUGUCUUUGGCUUUGAGGAGAAGGUAGCCAGGACAGAACGCGAAUCUCGUGUUAUCCACAUCCAGUCAUGUGGUUGCUGACAGAGCACAUGGGUGUGUUCUGAGAUGCCAGCCCUUGCAAUGUCUGGUUCCUUCUAUUUUCAGGCCCAAGAAGCACAUCCUGGGGAGGAAAAUGCGGUGUGGAGCCCUGUGCCACCUCCUGUGGCUUUGGCCUUCUCUGGCCUACAUUCAAGCUGUGCCCAUCCGAAAAGUCCAAGAUGACACCAAAACCCUCAUCAAGACCAUUGUCACCAGGAUCAGUGACAUUUCACACACGCAGUCCGUCUCCUCCAAACACAGGGUCACCGGAUUGGACUUCAUUCCUGGGCUCCACCCUGUCCUGAAUUUGUCCAAGAUGGACCAGACAUUGGCAAUCUACCAGCAGAUCCUCACCAGUCUGCCUUCCAGAAAUGUGAUCCAAAUAGCCAACGACCUGGAGAACCUCCGGGACCUUCUCCACCUGCUGGCUGCAUCCAAGAGCUGCCCCUUCCCCAGGGCCAGUGGCCUGGAGACCUUGGAGAGCCUGGGUGGUGUCCUGGAGGCCUCACUCUACUCCACAGAGGUGGUGGCCCUGAGCCGGCUGCAGGGGUCUCUGCAGGACAUGCUGCGGCAGCUGGACCUCAGCCCUGGGUGCUGAAACGCAGUUGGCCUCUCUUCCCCCAAGGCCUAGC